This is a messenger RNA of Penicillium chermesinum, 816 nucleotides long. RefSeq names its product HpcH/HpaI aldolase family protein. Gene Ontology annotation, cellular component: cytoplasm. The coding region runs from base 1 to 816 and encodes 271 amino acids. The transcript has 5 exons. The record is from RefSeq and is a predicted model, not a curated record. NCBI's taxonomy places the organism in Eukaryota, Fungi, Ascomycota, Eurotiomycetes, Eurotiales, Aspergillaceae. Gene Ontology annotation, molecular function: aldehyde-lyase activity.
AUGGCUUUCAAUACCGCGAUUAAAUCAAGCCUCAAUGGGCCUUCUGUUGCCUACGGUUUCUGGCUCACUUUUCCAAGUGCAGCUCUAGCGAAGUCAAUCCUCCACGGCGAUUCAGGCUCAUCAACGAAAUUCAGCUGGGUUCUCGUGGAUGCCGAGCACGGACUGAUCUCCGAUCAUCAUUACUAUGAGCUCAACAACGCCAUUGGCUCUGAGAACGUAAGCCCUAUCAUUCGUGUUCCUUGCGCAGAGGAAUGGAUGAUCAAGCGGGCGCUGGAUGCUGGUGCCCACGGGAUCAUGACUCCCAUGUGCCACUCAGAGGUUGAUGCCGCCAAUAUUGUCAAGUGGACCAAGUAUCCUCCCCGCGGUACUCGAGGUUAUGGACCGAUGUUCGCUCCUCACGCUUUCCCAGGUCUAAAUGCCGGGCCAGCCUAUGAUGAGGGCACUGAAGGCGGCAUCACGAUUGCUGUGCAGAUUGAGUCAAAAUCGGGCGUCGAGAAUGUGGAGAAGAUUGCUGCUGUUCCUGGCAUUGAUGUUCUCUUCAUUGGACCCUUUGAUCUCGCUAAGCAGACCAACGUGGUUCAUGGAGGAGAAGAGCAUGAAGGAUAUAUCAAGCGCAUUCUGCAUGCUGCUCAUAACGCUGGCAAGAAGGCUGCUAUUUUCUGCUCCAACGGCAAUGAUGCCAACAGACGCACCCAGCAGGGCUUUGAUAUGAUCUCAGUCAACACCGACGUUGGCGUUAUCCGCACGGCUAUGCUCAACGAGCUGAAGACCGCUAAUGGCGAGGCGGUCGAGGGCGGUCCUCGCAAGGGGUAUUAA